CAAACAACCACACAUUCGGCAAGGUAAGCGUUGUUUGUGCUGCUGAAGCCUGCUGUGGAAGUGUAGCGCAUUAUGCCUUCUCAGUGGUAAGACACACUGGUGUCCAAGGCGACUUGUCGAUGGCGGACAGAGCUGAACUUACAAAUGGUUGACGUCUUGGAGUCAUGUCCACGAAACAGUUUCCGCAGAAGAUGGAGACGGAAGGCAAAGGCGCAACGAGCCAGCCGAUCCCGGUGCCUCCUCCGUUGCCAGGGUUUCCAGGAUGCACUUCUUCCGGUUUUACAACUCUUUAUUACAACGUCACGGGAAUUCCGACCACCCCAGUCCCCGACGACCCUGGUAUCCAUCUUUCGCCGUCACCUUGUUCCGUAGACACGGUGACGCCUUUAAAUUCGCCAACGAGAUCUUCCCGGAGCCCACUGGUGACGUCCAGUAGGUCAGCACCCAUCACCCUGAGGCCGCCACCUUCGCCUACGAAGUCCGUGGAGCGGAGACCUGCACAGCAGGCGUCGUCGGACUCGGAGCUGUGCAGGACUGGUGACGAUCGUAUUCCCAGAGAAGUGAACUUGCUGGUCCAUGAUGCCCGUACCGGAUUUACGGCAUUGAAGCUGCUGGCUGAGAAUGCUGUUAAUUUGACAAGCGACCCUAUGUCGAGAAACCUGCCGGGAUCACCUUCUCCUCAUCCAGGGGUACCUCAAGGGGCAUUUGCAGAUGCAGUUCCAGGAGUGUUUGUAGAUGUAGUUCCAGAAGUCGUCAUAAAAAGUAUCCCCGAACAAGUAGUUGCCCCCGCCCCUAUACCACUACCACCACCACCACCACCACCACCACCACCGCCGCCGCCGCCGCCACCGCCACCGCCACCAACGCAUAUGCCACGUACUGGUGAUAGCCGCAGCAUGAGCCGGUCUUCUACAGGAAGUGUAACUCAGGAACAGUCCUUUGCACCAAGUCCAACGGCCCCAAGCGUUUCCCCAAGUGCAAUGGACGAACAAGUGCCGUACAAUCCGUCUCCAAUGCGCUCCGACUCGCUGCAAGCCAUUGUCGUGCGAGGCUCCGCGCUUACGUUAGGUGCAGCCAAGAGGCCUGAACCCGUUCCAAGUGUCUCUGCUUCGGAGUCCCGUGCACCAGCGAGAACAGCGGACGGCUCGGAAAGAGAACAACCUCGAGCAACCUUAACGGCGGAAGGUGGCGGUCGCAAUGGUCAGCAUGCCGUACAGCUUAAUGAGAUCAUCCCUAUUCAAAGCUCCCGUUGGUAUUGGUUCAGAGUUUGUGCCCUGAUGGCUGGUAUCAUGGGCUUCUUCACUGUAUUCGCAGUUUACGCUUUCAAAGAUGAUGCCAUAAAUGACCUUUUCAACUGGGCAUUCCCACUGAAUUCUACCAGUGUUGUCAACGCAAGAAUGCUGUUUACGUCACAGGAUCAAACGCGGGGAUCAGACAAUGUGACUGAAAAUUUCACAACCGUGGAAGAAUCAUGACAACCAGAGAAGAUGUUGCCGGCGUUGUAUCGUUCGCAAUCAAUAAAAUAGUCAAAUGGC
Molecule: messenger RNA, 1535 nt
Organism: Ornithodoros turicata
Lineage: Eukaryota; Metazoa; Arthropoda; Arachnida; Ixodida; Argasidae
Exons: 8
Coding region: 165-1475 (436 amino acids)
Source: RefSeq, a predicted model, not a curated record